AUGGGAGAAGAGGGGUUCAGCCAGGCCGGAAGGCUCAACACCUAUGCAUGGAGGUGGGAUGUGGUGACGAUCGACCCAAAGGGAAAAGUUGGUGAGCCGCAAUCGUCCCCCGAGGCGGCAAGAAGGAUGGAAGCUUGCUUCACCACCUUCCCGAUCUUUCUCGACUUUCCCUCCCAGCACCACCCGCCUAACAACCACCACCACGCGUCUCUUUCUCGAUCAACCGAACGGGAUCACCGUCUUGUUACUCCUGUCGCUGCCUUCGCAUCUUGA
This is a messenger RNA of Aspergillus niger, 273 nucleotides long. RefSeq lists its product as hypothetical. NCBI's taxonomy places the organism in Eukaryota, Fungi, Ascomycota, Eurotiomycetes, Eurotiales, Aspergillaceae. The record is from RefSeq and is a predicted model, not a curated record. Bases 1 to 273 code for a protein of 90 amino acids. The transcript is spliced from 2 exons.